Molecule: messenger RNA, 975 nt
Organism: Copidosoma floridanum
Lineage: Eukaryota; Metazoa; Arthropoda; Insecta; Hymenoptera; Encyrtidae
Product: Bardet-Biedl syndrome 1 protein homolog
Source: RefSeq, a predicted model, not a curated record
AUGUACCAAGUUAAUGUAAACGAAAAUUUAAAAAAUUCAGAUGGAUUACAAGAAUGGUUACGUAAACAGAGACAUAUACAAGGUGCUCUAAAUAUUUAUGUAGAUGAAUUUCAUUACGUAAAUGACAAUGUUCAAAGUCUUAUAAAAGACAAUCGUGACAUAUGCAUCAUUGAAACCACAGGGUCCAAGCAGUGGAAAAUAAAAUUACCAGGAAACGCUUUAGAUAUGGCAAGUUUCGAAGUGUCUAAGGUUGAGCUCACGUUAACAGUUAUAAGUGUAACUGAAAAAAGAGUUCUAAUAUACAAUAAUCAAAAUUUAAUGGAAACGAUAAUGACAAAGGAUUCGAUUUCAUCGAUAAAGUGUGGUGGUCUUGGAGAAGAGAAACAAGUAAUUGUAAUGAUUUCUCAUAAUGGAGGACUUGUAACUAAAACUCUUAAUCAGACUGCAAACUUUGGUAUUCAUUCAACAAUAGACUUACAACAGAGCAUGAGUGUUGGUUCAAAAUUAAUUUUACCAAAAAAAACAAGGCUUUUUAUUGAGCAAACUAUAAGGGAGAGAUCGAAUGCUAUUAACAUGCACACAGAUUUCCAGCAAAGGUUUUUAAAGAUACGCCUAUUAACUAUACAAAAGUGUUUAAAAUCAGAUUUUUGCAGACCCAAAUUGAAAAUAUUUCAUACUUCUGUUGAAGCAUGUUUACUAGGCCUUGGACCAGAUUAUAAUCUAACAAUUUCCGUAUCAGUUAUCACAAAAAGCUUACUAAGCAGUUCCUUAUAUUUACUAUGCAAGUACAAAAAUACUGUUGUUGAACCAAAAGUCACAAAGCUACAAAAUUUAUCUUACAAUAUUCCAUCAAUGUUUCAAUUUCACAUUACAACUAAAUGUAAGAGUGGUACUCCAAACAAAAUACAAGUUUUGUUGUGCUGUAGAGGAUUGUCGGAACCAUUUAAUGUAAUUCCAAUUGUUAUUCCAUUAUAA